This is a messenger RNA of Anthostomella pinea, 567 nucleotides long. The record is from the annotation of a GenBank genome assembly. Lineage: Eukaryota; Fungi; Ascomycota; Sordariomycetes; Xylariales; Xylariaceae.
AUGGCCAUGGCAUUCCCAAAUAUCUACCAUCACCGAAAGGUAGCUGAUACCUCGGCGAAAGGCUGUGAACUGUGUUAUAAACCCAGUACAAGUGUCCUGGUCACACCCGAGAACAAGGACUUCUUCUAUGUAUGUGUUGGUCACUUGAAGGAGAAGGGCUUCUGCUCGCCCAUCAUCGACCAUGAGGCCAUAGCAGCCAAGAAGAAAGAGAUGGACGAAGAGAUUGAGAGAGUGAAGAAGGAGUACGAGGACAAGCAGCGCAAGAAGAAUGAGAAGCAAGCCGAGAAGGAGAACGACAAGAAAGACGGAAAAGAUAAGGAUGGCGAGAUAGAUACCCAGAAGGAGGAGAAGACCGAGAAGAAGGAUGAAUCAAAGCCGGAAAACGAGGAUAAGGGAGACGUCAAAUCCCCACCAAAAGCCGAAGACGAACCCCGAGUCUUCGCAUUGCAAAGGACCUUCUACCAACAACGAGUUGAUCGCAAACGCCAAGCCGAGAUGGCCAGGCGAAAUCGUGAACGCCUGAGUAAUCCUAAUUUCUUCCCCUCCGUGCCCAAAGAUCAACCUUGA